This is a messenger RNA of Poecilia latipinna (sailfin molly), 1076 nucleotides long. It is a transcript of the gene polr1c, whose product is annotated as RNA polymerase I and III subunit C. The transcript is spliced from 5 exons. Gene Ontology annotation, biological process: DNA-templated transcription. The record is from RefSeq and is a predicted model, not a curated record. Gene Ontology annotation, molecular function: protein dimerization activity. Gene Ontology annotation, cellular component: RNA polymerase I complex; RNA polymerase III complex. Lineage: Eukaryota; Metazoa; Chordata; Actinopteri; Cyprinodontiformes; Poeciliidae. The annotation marks the transcript as partial.
GUGAAGAAUCUGCGGAAGAAGAAGCUUCAGAAAUAGACACCAUUCAACUCCAGCUGAAGAUCAAAUGCAGCAGAAACCCCCGAGCCAGCAAGGAUUCCUCAGACCCCCGAGAGCUCUAUCUCAACCACAUGGUUUAUUCCAAACACAUAGAGUGGGUCCCCAUCGGCAACCAGGCGGAUGUGUUUGCCGACUCCUGCAUUCGCCCCGUGCAUGAUGACAUUCUGAUAGCACAGCUGCGACCUGGACAGGAGCUGGACAUCACCAUGCACUGUGUCAAAGGAAUUGGUAAGGACCAUGCUAAGUUCUCUCCUGUGGCGACGGCCAGUUACCGCCUCCUCCCAGAGAUCACCCUGCUGGAGCCGGUUGAGGGUGAGAAGGCGGAGCGCCUGAAGCGCUGCUUCUCACGGGGCGUCAUAGACCUGGAAGAUGUCCGGGGAAGAAAGGUCGCGAAGGUUGUGAAUAGCCGACUGGACACGUGCAGCAGAGAGGUCCUCCGACACAACGAUCUGAAGAACUGCGUGAAGCUGGGAAGAGUUCGAGACCAUUUCAUCUUCACCGUGGAGUCGACGGGUAUCAUGCCUCCUGACGUUUUAGUCACAGAGGCCAUCAAAGUUCUUAUGACCAAGUGUCAGACAUUUCUCAAUGAGAUGAACUCUGUUGACAUGGAGUGAACUGACUUGGUUCCUGAACGCACCGCGGCGUCCUGAUCAAUCUGACGGCAUCAACGUCUGCUCUGAAAAUAUCCUCCAGGCUGAAGUGGUUCUGGUUGCUACACUCAGAUUUUCCCCAUGUACUCUGAGGUUUUUUUUUUUUUCUUUAACAUGGAGGAUUAAUGAGAUCAUCAGCCUAAUGAUCUCAAAUACAUCAGCAUGAUAUAUUUCUCUUGACAACAGAGAGAAAUAGAGACUGCAUCACAGAACAAUGAGCAGAAGUUCAGCUUUUUCCCAGCAGGGAUUGAUCAUCAUCAGUUUCUGUAACUACUCUGAGCGUCUCAUGUAGAAACUGAAGUUUUCUCUAACCUUGUUAAGUUCAAGAUCAAAUGUUUUUGCAGAUUUAAUAAAAAGAAAAGAAAUAGA